AUGGAGCGACGCGCCGGCGAGAACGGCGACGUCGUCCUGGAGAUCAACUCUCCCGGCGCCGACGGCCACCAGCAGGGCGGCGAUGGCGGCGCAAACGGCGGCGGGGAUGCCGCCCGCCGGACCCUGAGCUUCAGCCAGGCCUACAAGAUGCGGCACCGCACACCCCAGGCGUUCACGGUGUCGCAGACGCUGCUGCUGAGCUUCCAGUCGCUGGGCAUCGUGUACGGCGACCUGGGCACGUCGCCGCUGUACGUGUUCCCGUCCGUGGUCCUGCCCGGCGCCGGCGAGCGGGACUUCCUAGGCAUCCUCAGCCUCAUCCUCUGGACGCUCACCCUGAUGAGCCUGGUCAAGUACGUGCUCAUCGUGCUCCGUGCCGACGACCACGGCGAGGGCGGCACCUUCGCGCUCUACUCGCUGCUGCGGCAGCACGUCAGCUUCAAGACCGGCAGCACGCCUGCGCAGGUCACGCGGCUGCCGUCCGACCUCCAGCUCAGGUUCCACGGCAAGAAGAGGCGGCCGGAGCCGUCCCGCGUGCAGAGGUUCCUCGAGGGCAGCGCCGCCGCCCAGUCGGUCCUCACCUACGUCGUGCUCGUCGGCACCUCCAUGGUCAUGGGCGACGGCGCCCUCACGCCGGCCAUCUCAGUUCUUUCGGCCGUUCAAGGAAUCCAGUCGAGAUCCCCGAAGAUCGAACAAAAGCAUGUGGUGAUGCUGUCGGUGGUGAUCCUGCUGCUGCUAUUCCUUUUCCAGCGGAUGGGCACGAGCAGGGUCAGCUUUUCCUUCUCCCCGAUCAUGCUCGUCUGGUUCGCCUCCAUCGCCAUGAUCGGCCUCUACAACAUCGUCGUCUACUACCCGCCGGUCCUCAAGGCCCUCAACCCGUACUACAUCUACUGCUACUUCGCCAGGAACGGGGCCGUCGGCUGGGAGCAGCUCGGCGCCGUCAUCCUCUGCAUCACAGGCGCUGAAGCCAUGUUUGCCGACUUGGGCCACUUCAACAAAAGAUCAAUCCAGGUGGCAUUCUCGACGGUGGUGUACCCGUCGCUGAUCCUCGCGUACUCCGGCCAGGCAGCGUACCUGAUCAAGAACCCGGACCACCUGAGCACGGCGUUCUACAGCAGCAUUCCGGGGCCCCUGUUCUGGCCGAUGUUCGUCGUCUCUACCCUCGCCGCCAUCGUCGCCAGCCAGUCGCUCAUCUCCGCCAGCUUCUCCAUCAUCCGGCAGUCCAUCGUGCUCGACUACUUCCCCCGGGCCACCGUAAAGCACACCUCGGACAAGUACGAGGGCCAGGUGUACUGCCCCGAGGUGAACUACCUGCUCAUGGUCUUCUGCGUGCUCAUCACCAUCGGCUUCCAGGGCGGCCCGGAGAUCGGACACGCCUUCGGGGUGGCCGUGAUAUGGGUGAUGCUCAUCACCACGGCGCUCAUGACUGUGGUGAUGGUGGUGAUCUGGGACGUGCACCCGGUGAUCGCCGCCGCGUUCUUCGCCGUCUACGUGGCCGUGGAGGGCCUGUACAUGAGCUCACUCAUGAACAAGAUGGCGCAGGGCGGGUGGGUCCCGUUCGCCAUCACCGCCUUCUUCCUGGUGAUCACAGUGUCCUGGACCUACGGCCGGAAGAAGAAGGGCGAGUACGAGGCGGGCCACAUGAUCUCCGGCAACGAGCUCGCCGCGGUCGUGGCCAGGUCGGCGCGCGUGCCGGGGGUCUGCUUCUUCUUCACCGACCUGAUGAACGGCAUCCCGCCCAUUGUGCGCCACUACGCGGAGCACACUGGAUGCCUCCGCGAGCUGCUGCUGUUCGUCACCGUCAGGAGGCUGCCGGUGACCUCGGUGCUGCCGGAGGAGCGGUUCCUCGUGGCCUCCGAGGAGGAGGUGCCACCGGGGGUUUACAGGUCCGUGGUACAGUACGGGUACAUGGACAAGCAGGACAUGGAAGGCGAGGAGUUCCUCGAGUCGGUGCUCGCGGCGCUCAAGGAGGUCGCCCGCACAGCCGAGGAGGCCGCCAUGAUGGACCGAGCCUGCAGGAGCGGGGUGAGCGUCGUCAUCGGGAGGACGAUCCUGACGGCGAGCGGCGGGAAGCACGUGCAUGGCUGGUUCAGACGGUUCGUCGUCAAUCACAUGUACAGAUUCCUGCAGAAAAACUUCAACUCCGGCGUUUCAAACCUGAAGUUAGAUCAUGAGAAGACGAUGCAGGUCGGAAUGAGAUAUAGCGUUAAGCUAGAUUAAAUUCGUUUUUACAUUUUAGAACAUGUAAUAGCACAUAUAUUUCUUGAUUUCUUCGCGUUCUUGAUUCGUUACUUGCUGCUCGUAGACU
Messenger RNA from Hordeum vulgare subsp. vulgare (domesticated barley), 2305 nucleotides. Its product is annotated as potassium transporter 6-like. NCBI's taxonomy places the organism in Eukaryota, Viridiplantae, Streptophyta, Magnoliopsida, Poales, Poaceae. Gene Ontology annotation, cellular component: membrane. Bases 1 to 2217 code for a protein of 738 amino acids. The transcript has 6 exons. Gene Ontology annotation, biological process: potassium ion transmembrane transport. Gene Ontology annotation, molecular function: potassium ion transmembrane transporter activity. The record is from RefSeq and is a predicted model, not a curated record.